UACAGCAUGUCUACCCAGCCCAGGUUCAGUAUGUGGAGGGAAGUGACACAGUCUACACAAAUGGAACUAUUCGAACAACUUAUCCUUACACGGAAACCCAGAUGUAUAGCCAAAACACUGGGGGAAAUUACUUCGAUACUCAAGGAAGUUCUGCACAAGCAACAGCAGUGGUCUCCUCUCAUAGUAUGGUAGGCACCGGAGGGAUUCAGAUGGGUGUUGCAGGAGGACAGCUCAUUAGCAGCUCAGGAGGAACCUAUCUGAUUGGCAAUUCAAUGGAAAAUUCUGGUCAUUCAGUGACUCAUACAACACGGACUUCCCCAGCUACAAUUGAAAUGGCGAUUGAGACACUGCAAAAGUCUGAUGGUCUUUCUACUCACAGAAGCUCUCUUCUCAACAGCCAUCUCCAAUGGCUUUUAGACAACUAUGAAACCGCAGAAGGAGUGAGUCUUCCCAGAAGUACCCUUUACAACCAUUACUUACGUCAUUGUCAGGAGCACAAGUUAGAUCCAGUCAAUGCUGCCUCCUUUGGAAAACUCAUACGGUCAAUCUUCAUGGGAUUACGAACCAGAAGACUGGGAACCAGGGGGAACUCCAAAUACCAUUAUUAUGGGAUUCGUGUCAAACCAGAUUCUCCCCUUAAUCGGCUACAAGAGGACAUGCAAUAUAUGGCUAUGAGACAGCAACCCAUGCAGCAGAAACAGAGGUGCAAGCCUGUGCAGAAAGUGGAUGGAGUUGCAGAUGGUUUCACAGGAAGUGGUCAACAGACAGGCACAUCUGCUGAACAAACCAUAAUUGCCCAAAGUCAACAUCAUCAACAGUUUUUAGAUGCAUCUCGAGUACUUCCAGAGUUUGGAGAAGUUGAAAUAUCUUCUCUGCCAGAUGGUACUACCCUUGAGGACAUAAAAUCACUGCAAAGUCUUUACCGAGAGCACUGUGAGGCAAUAGUGGAUGUUGUUGUGAAUCUUCAGUUUAGCCUGAUAGAAAAAUUGUGGCAAACUUUCUGGCGCUAUUCUCCCUCUGCUCCAGCUGACGACACAGCUAUUAUUGAUCUGAGCAAUCUGAGUGAAAUAGAAAGUCGACUUCCAAAAGGAAAACUGAUCACUCUGUGCAAAAAUGAGUCUAUUCUGAAAUGGAUGGGUAAUUGUGACCAUGUGAUGUACCAGGCUUUGGUGGAGAUUCUCAUUCCUGAUGUCCUUAGACCUAUUCCUAGUGCCUUGACCCAAGCCAUUCGCAAUUUUGCAAAAAGCCUUGAAGGUUGGCUUUCCAGUGCCAUGAACAAUAUUCCACAGAGAAUGAUACAAACCAAGGUUGCCGCUGUAAGUGCCUUUGCCCAGACUUUGAGAAGAUACACAUCUCUUAAUCACCUGGCUCAGGCAGCUCGGGCUGUGCUUCAGAACACUUCUCAGAUCAACCAGAUGCUCAGUGAUCUCAAUCGUGUUGAUUUUGCCAAUGUACAGGAACAGGCUUCCUGGGUGUGUCAGUGUGAUGACAAUAUGGUUCAAAGACUAGAAACAGAUUUCAAGCUGACUCUUCAGCAGCAGAGCACUCUGGAGCAGUGGGCUGCCUGGCUUGAUAAUGUAAUGAUGCAAGCAUUGAAACCGUAUGAAGGAAGACCCAGCUUUCCUAAAGCAGCACGGCAAUUUCUUUUAAAAUGGUCUUUCUACAGCUCAAUGGUGAUUCGAGAUUUAACCUUACGCAGUGCUGCUAGCUUUGGCUCUUUUCAUCUGAUCCGCUUGCUUUAUGAUGAGUACAUGUUUUACUUAGUAGAACAUCGUGUUGCUCAGGCAACAGGAGAGACACCUAUCGCAGUUAUGGGAGAGUUUGGUGAUUUAAAUGCUAUAUCCCCUGGAAAUAUGGAUAAAGAUGAGGGCAGCGAAGUUGAAAGCGAAAUAGAAGAAGAGCUGGAUGAAAAUGGAGAGCCACAACCCAAGAGGGAGAAAACAGAACUAAACCAGGCGUUUCAGGUGGGCUGCAUGCAGCAGCCAGUGCUUGAGAGUGGAGUAGAGCAGAGCCUCCUGAACCCACUUCAUAAUGAGCACAUUGUUACAAAUACUCAGACUAUCAGACAAUGCAGUGCUACUGGAAAUACAUAUACUGCAGUCUAAUAUUGAAGCGCCCCCCCAACUAUGUUAGCCCUGUUGACGCUGGACUUAACUUGGGGGGGGGGGAAUAGGCCUGAAAGUUGACUUAUCAAAUUUUAUCUGUGCUGAACAUUACCUUUUAUUGGAGUUGUGAAAUGAAAUGGGUGUAUGCAUUUUGCCAGAUGUUUAAAAAAUUUGUAAGCAAAAUAAUUUUACAUUGGUUACUCAAUAUUAUGAGUUUUCCUAAUUUCAAGUGUCAAGGAAGAUUUUUGCCAAGCUUUUAAUGUUAAUGCUUUUGCCUCUUAAAAUAACUUUUUUUUUUCAUAGUUUAAAAAAUGUUUUAAUGUUAAUUAUUUGUCAUAAUGAUUUUUAAUUAGAUGCACUUCUGUGAAACAUUAAAAUAAAUACUUUCUUUGACUUAUAGAGGCACACUCAUUUGACAGCAGAUGCAUCAAAUUUGUUAUAAAUGGUGCUUUUCAUUGAACAGAACUAGAAGACACUAUUUUGAUGAAAUUGUGAGCAUUCAGGGGGUAUUUUAAUCAUAAUGUUGGAGAGUUGGGAGGAUCUGCUUUCUUUCUGUAAGGAAGAAGUGUUUUCACUGCAUUUACAAAUGCAGAAUGAGUGAUAGAAUUGUAACAAUGUGGUAAUAUGUACACUGUAGGCAUACCUAAUUAUCUGAUCACCGUGUAAACAAUACAAGCUUCCUUUAAAAUCAACAGCUCCAGAUUUGAUUUGCAUGACAGUUCCUCUGGUUUUGGAGACUACUGAUUCUAUAUUUGAGACCACUGCACAGAUGCUUUUGGUUGUUGAGUGGCACUGUAGUUGAUAGAAACUGAACCAGAAAAGAAGUGACUUGAUUUUUUUUUUAAGUGUACAUGCUACUUAUGCUGAACUGGACGUACAGAAAAACAUUCCUUUUGGAUGACUUUCUUCUGUUCCAGGUCUUUUCCUACUACUAGUUCAAUCUGCUGCUUUCAUAAAUAAUAAUUUAUAGAAUGUAAGGAAUGUAGCAACCUGCAUAAUUUUCUUUCCAAAAUAUAUUUCCUGAUUACUAAAGUAAAUUUAAAUUUUUACAAAAAUUUAAUAAGAUAGUUUAACUGGCACACCUCACUUGUACUUAUUCCCAAUUGCAUUGAAUUUGAAUAGGUGGCUAGAUGGACCAUUGCCAUUUAAGAAUGUACAUCAGGGAUAAUUGUACCUCGGCUAUUACAUGGUGCCUUAAACAGAACUGAAGCUAAGAUUCAGUACUUUUUGCUAUUCUUAAUAACUCUUAAAAUUUAUUCAACAAGGUGUGCCUGUCACUUUCAAAUUUCCUAAGUAUUAAGGGCAGGUUACAUAGUCUUCAAAGAAAUAAAAGGGUGUUUUAUUAUUAAGUAAUUUUAAUAUCCCUCUUAAAAUUGACAAAAGUAUUUUUUCUUGUUUCUAGAUGAAUUUCACUUUAUUACAAAUAAAAUUUGCUUGGGAACUUGAAAAGCAAAACUAGCUAUAAUACCAAUUUCAAAUGCUGUUAACAAAGUAAAUGGACCCUAGUCAUAAGCAUGGUUAUAUAUUUUUAAACCCUUGUCAGAUUUUACUUUUUAAAAGUCAGACUAAAUAAAUGAGCAGGUACAUAAUGCAGUGCAUAUUUUCAAUUCAUAUAUGUGGUAGGGUGUCAGCCUGAUGCUAUGUUUUAAUGAUUACAUCUUAUAGUGAUAGUCUAUACAUUCCAUAUUAAUUGAUAUUAAACAUCUGAUUUUUUCUGAUUAUUUUAAGCAUUUUCAUUAUUUUUAAAGCAGACACAUGGAUUCGCUAAGCUAAAAUAGUGAAAACAAAUAAAUAAAAGCAAAAAAAGUGAAGGAGAGAAUAAAAAAAUCAUUUUUAUAGAAAGGACUGUAUAAAAAAUUUAGGGAGUCUCUUGUUUUAUCUAGUGUGGCUGUGGAUUGAUUUUUUUUUUUAAAAGGCAUAUAUACUAAAUGGGUGAACAGCGUGUGAAAUGAACAGUGUAUUUUUAGCAAAGAAAUUUGUUGCUAGAGCUUUCAUAUGCUCCAAAACCAGUUACAGAUCAACUAAGAUGUCCUAACAUUUUUUGGUGUACAAAAUUAUUUGUAAAUUGCUUAGCAGAAUUUGGAGGCCAACCCACCCUGCUCCAUUCUAUGUAGGCACAAUUCCUACUGAUGUCAGUAGAUGUUUUUUGUCUCGGCAAAAAGUGCAAAUGAGGUUUAUGUUAAUUUAUCUCUAGAUUCACCUGUACGCUGAAUCCUCAUAGAUUUUGUUCUCCCAAAUAUCACUGCAUCCUGUCUUUUCCCUUAGAAAUCAGCACCCUUCACCAAAAAUCUUAAAAACUAACCUAUGAUAAAUAUUUACUCCCUUUUAUUUUGCAUUAUAAGAUUUUAACAAGUAAAAUAAAAUGAAAUAUUCAGCAUUUUCAUUUUUAACAUAGGGUGUUCUAUGCUGUACUGAUGGUCUGUAUUGCCUGGUUUCAUAUUUUGUGUUGACAAACCUUAAAUGUUUUCUUAUCAUUAUCUUUUAUUGGUAGAAUGUUGGAUUCAUUGUGGCUGAAAGAAAAGUAUGGUUGCAACAUGCAAAUCUAGAUUGCUAAGAAGAGGUGGGACCUGAAUAUCUUUUGACUGAUAUUUUGAACAGUUGAUCACUGUUCAUGUAGUGCAAAAAGAAAACAAGAUAUAUGUAUACAAAGGUAGAAUGUGUAUCAUGGAUUCUAAUACCAGUUAUCAAGACAAAUUUGAACUAUCCCCGAUGCAGAUAACUGAAUGGAGCUUGCAUUUCUAUGCUUAUCAACUGAUUAUUCUCUCAAAUUUUUAAUUAAUAUUUUCCCCAUGUUAACAAAUAUUUAAAAGAAUUACGUUGCUGUAAGCUGCUGCGUAUACUUACGGGCUUGAGAUUUUUGUGCUUUGCUUUUAAUUUUACUGCAAUUUUGAUCAAACAUACACAUAUGAAACAGUUUACACACUUUUGAUAUUUGUUAAUAGAUGGGUAUUGUUGAUGAUUUAAGAACAGAAAUAUGGAUACCUCAGUCCAAAUUAUGUAGUGUGUAGCAUGUGUCUGAAUUGCCACUCUGAAGCCUGCUUAAGUCUUUUAGAACUCUAAAGAGCUGUAGCAAACAUCCACUGGCUAGACAUUAUAAGGGCUCAUAUGAUUUGUGGAUUUUACCUGAUCUUGAUGUGAAAUUCAAAAUAAUUAUUUUAGAGACACUCCCCUUAUUAGCACAACUUAGUGAACACUGUGGCGGAAUGGGUAUUGUUGAAUUACUUUUUCAAAACACAGGGCCCAAUUUUCACAAGUUUUAUAUUUAUGAAAAGUUGGUACAUUUUCAUAUUUCUCAUUGUAAAUCAGUUUUUAAAAACCCCCUUCUUUUCAGUUGUCCAUGUUUUAUUAUUGUACUGUAGCAUGCUUUGUGCACCUUUUUUUUAAAUGUUCCAUUAAAAAUGUGGAGAAUAUUCUUGAAAUUGUUUACUUACAAAAUGAUGCUGUACAGCAUUUCUGCCUUUAGUUCACGAAUGUGUAAAAUAAUGUGCUGGUGUACUGUCACUGAGGAAUGUAUAGGUCUAUAAAACAUUUUAAUUUAAACUGAAACAUUUUUGAAUGUCUGAAACACUGCUUCUGUUCAAAACAUUUUCCACAGGAGGAGACCUGACCUGAUAUAUUUGUGUUUCUCACCAAAUGAUAUCAGCAUUGCUUAGAAAAACAUUUAUAUUAGUUAAAGCUACACUGCAAGCUAACUUAAUUUAUAGAGUGGUUUUACAAAAUAAAAUAACCUUUUAUAGUCAUUUAAAAAAUUGGUGAAAAAUUAACUUUUUAAAUAAUGUAAGUAUUUUUGGUACUUCAUGUGAUGGUGAUUUCAGAGGUUAAAACAUUCAUUUGAGAGAUCAGUAUACAUUUCUGAAAUGUAUCCUUGUCUGUAGAACAGGAAAACUAUCAUGUCUGUGGUUUAAAAACAGGUCAAUGAAUGGUAUUCUAGUAUCUUUGCAACUUUGGUGAUAAAAAAAAAACAAACAACAAAACAAGAAUGGAAGCAUAAAUACAAAGUACUUAGUUUUAGCCUCAAAAAAUUAAUGUAAUGCCUUGCAUUAACCCUUUGAGCAUUGUAAGGAUAUACUUUUUAGGUAAUUUAAUCAGACCACUGAAAAUAUUCUAUACAUUUAAGUAGCUGAUUGUCUUGCAGAUUUUUUUUUUUUAAUUUCUAAAUUAAAUACUUGCAUACUAGACAGAAAUGGUUUUGUUACAGAAGGCUCAAUAGAUUUAGGCUAUAUUAUUCACUGCCAUCAACAUGUACUGUCUGGUGCAAAGCACUACUGCUAUUUUGUUUCAAUAAUUGCAUAAAUAUCUGGAGAAAUCAAAUAUUUGACUCUACAGACAUAAGUUGUUUACUUUAAGAUGCCUUUAAAAGAUGGAGGUUUAGAAAAAAAAAAUAUAUAUUUGUACUAUUUUGAAAGUCCUUUAGAGUAAUAUUAAAAUACUCUAAUACUGUAAAUUAAAAUCUUUAAAAAUAAAACCAAAACUGCUUAGUUAACAAAAGAAAGAAUUUUACAGAACCCUUGGUAUUUUUGCAAUCAAAUUUUCUGCAGUCUAUUUGAUAAAUAGACAAAAAGGACACUGUUGUAAUAAUAUUAUUUUUAACAAGGGAACAAGUUCAGAAGUGAGUAGAGAGUUGUUGAAAAUAAUAGAUAGAAAUACCACCUUCCUGAGCUUUUCUACUGGUUCCUUGCAAUAGCAAUCAGCAACACUAGGUACAGAUGUAUUUAUUCAAAUCUAGCUGAGUGAAAAAAAAGUCUCAUUACAUUGUUUAGUGGAAUUACAUUAAUAACAUAGUGCAAGUAAGUUGUAAAGAUUUUUAGUCAGUUAAUGCACAGUCAUGCAUAAUUAAAUGCAAUACUCAAAGGGUUUGAAUUUAACAAUAUUUUAUUCAUAAUUUAUUGUAAAUGCUUCCCAGUUUGCAUGCCUUGAACACUGCUGCUAGUGAUUUUGUAUGCCAGCAGACCUGAGUUUAAUUUACCCAUUUUACUUAAGGAAUAGUAAAAGCCACUUACAAAGUGACUGCCUAGUUUUUGUUUGAGGAAAAUAUGCCUUAGUUUGAUCAUUUAAACUCUCUUGGUUUAUUAUGAUUUUUUUUCUUUUAAAAAAAGAAACCCAGCAAUUAAAAUGCUGGAAUCAGAAGCCCUGAGUAAUUAAACGUUUGGUAAAAAGCAUUCUUAUAAAUUGAUCAUUAAGGCUGAAAUUCAUUGUAGAGAAGAAAGUCCAUAACAAGACUACGAGCAUCAAAAUGACCCUCACUUAAAUCCGAAUCAGGGAAAUGCUCUUAUGGUCUUAAGUGCUUCCUUGAUUGUGGUGCAAAUGUCUUGCAAGAAUUUUCAGCACUGGGUGAACUUUACUCUAAAAUAAUAAAUAUUUUAAAAGAAUUAAGACUGUGGAGGGACAACCUCACUUUGCUGUUCACCAGGGACCUAAUCCAGUAUCUUUUGACUUGCUGAUAUCAACAAGAGGGUUGGUUUGUAUUAUUUUUGGUUUUUUUUUUUUACACAAAGAAUACUAAAGGGUUCCCAAAUACACUUUUAAAGUGAUUGCUUUGUAUUGAAACAUUAAAUAUCAUAUUAAAGUAACCCAAUAAAGCAAUUUAAAAUGUCAGAAAAAUAUAAUUUUGUACCAAAGCAAGUUUAUCAUCUUCACUGGAAAUUUGGAUUUACAGUAAUAACCAAUGAGGCUAUUAAAUAAACUUUGAGUGCCUUUCAAACACUUGGGAAAUUUUGCCUCAGGUGGUAAACUGUAAUUAGGUUAAUUCUAGAGUUUGCCAAUCAAUAAUUCUGUCAUCACUCAGGGCUUUCUUACCUUCUAGGAAACUUACUUGGUUCCAUUUAUUUUCUACUGUAUUUUUUUAAAGUGUCAUCAUUUAAAUUUCACUUAGUAAGUGGCAGAUUACAUGAUUCGGUCCCACAGGCACAGAAAUGUAAUAACACUAAGAGAAAUUGAACUUUUGUUUUCAUAUUUACUGCAUACAUUAUGUAAAUUAAGAAAGCAACUUUUUUGUAGACUGUACAUGUGAUGUAAUGUUGUUUUGCAGUUUUUUUAAUUAGUUGAACACCGUUUUUAAUUAUUUAAGGGAAACAUAUUUACAGAAUAAUUUGAUAGGUUUUUUGUAUAAUGUGUUUGAUUUUGUAAAUAUGUAUUUCCUGAUGUGAUUUUUUUUUUUUGUGAGAAAUGCUAAAUCUUUUCGUAUCUCAUGUCCUCUCAAAAUUGGAAGGAGUUAAAUAAUAGUUUGUGAGCAAUUUGUAUUGUGUACUGUAUAAUACCUAGGAAGCUUUUAUAAUUAUAAAAAUAUAUAUUAACUUUUAGUGUGUUGUUUAAAAAUAAUGACUGGAACAUACUAAAGACAGUAGGAUUUUUCUGAAUAUUUCAGACAUGAACUCAGGCUAGUUUUCUUGUGUUUUUCAAAACAAAAUUGUGUAUUGUCUUCUGAAAUAAAUUUGUUUUCCUGUUACAAACAUUUGACAUCUGAAUUGUUUUGGAGUUUAUAUAAUUAAAUAUUUUAAAUUUUAA
Molecule: messenger RNA, 8609 nt
Organism: Phalacrocorax carbo (great cormorant)
Lineage: Eukaryota; Metazoa; Chordata; Aves; Suliformes; Phalacrocoracidae
Source: RefSeq, a predicted model, not a curated record